AUGGAGAUCAUCCAUCUACGAAGCCGCAAGGAAACUUACUUGCCUUGGCGAACAAGUCAAGAUAUCUCAAGUCUUCCACUGCCAAGGUUUAUUGUUAUUCGUCUCGGAAAAAGACUUAUUAAAGUUGUUGUUUGGAAUCCAUAUUUAGGGCAAACAAGGUGUAUCGAAUGUAGAUAUUCUCACCGUACUAUUAACCGUGGAUGGGACCGGUUUUGUUACGCCCUCGGAUAUGAGGCUAAGAAUUCUUGUCGUAACCUCAAGUUCUUGAGGUUCAUAGAUAUAUACAACGGUGAACAAGAAAACGAAUUUGACUGGUAUGAAAUCUAUGAUUUCGACUCUGGUUCAUGGAAGACUCUUGAUGUCACUCCAAACUGGCUUUCAUUGUUUGGUUCGCGCGGUGUUUCUUUCAAGGGAAACACUUAUUGGCUUGCUUCAGAAAGGAACUCAGAAGACUACGAUGAUCACAUAAUCUGUUUUGACUUUACAAGAGAGAUGUUUGGGCCGCUUCUACGUCUUCCUUUUGACGCUGGGAAUCGUGACUAUGUCAAUUUAUCUUGUGUUAGAGAAGAGAAGCUUGCUGUUUCAGUUAGGCAUAGACAAACACGGGAGACAGACAUAUGGAUCACGACUAAGAUCGAGGCCGAAGAGGUGUUGUGGAGCAAGUUCUUGACAGUGGAUACGGAAAACCAUCUGUUAACAUCAGAGAGAUUCUUCAUUGAAGAGGAGACGAAACUCGUCAUGGGUUUGGAAUUAAACGGCCGUAGAGAAACUUUUAAAAUCAUUGGAGUCGAGGCUGGAUACUUUACAGAAUUCGAUUUCGGAAAUGGUGUCCACAGAGACUAUAGGGCACAUGCGUGCUCUUAUGUUCCAAGUUUAAUGCAGAUCAAGCAACCUCCUGCAGGACGCAAAUGGAAACAUCAAAGCGACUCAGAAAAGCUUCGAUACGAUCAAAACAAGUCGAGACUUGUCUCACUUGAAAAGCGAGCGGAGGAAGAAAUGAGAAACCCAGUUGAUUUCUUGAGUCAUUGCUUACGUCUAUAG
Molecule: messenger RNA, 1041 nt
Organism: Microthlaspi erraticum
Lineage: Eukaryota; Viridiplantae; Streptophyta; Magnoliopsida; Brassicales; Brassicaceae
Source: the annotation of a GenBank genome assembly